Molecule: messenger RNA, 1578 nt
Organism: Yamadazyma jaroonii
Lineage: Eukaryota; Fungi; Ascomycota; Pichiomycetes; Serinales; Debaryomycetaceae
Source: the annotation of a GenBank genome assembly
AUGGCUACAAGAGAUAUUCCUAAAAGUUUUAAAGCUCUUACUACUGGGUGGAUUGAUAAUUUAGAACAUGAAGUAACUUUCAAUAGAAAGACCCCAGACCAAAUUGCCGAAGAACAAAAUGAAGAAGCCGUAACUAAAGUUCAGGGUAAAAAUUUAUGGCCAGUAUUUGCAUCUGGUGCUGGAUUAUUCAGUGAUGGUUAUGUCAAUAAUUCUAUUGGUACUGUGUCAACUUGUUUAUCCCUUAUCUAUGGUAAAGAAUAUAGUGAAUCCUCCGCUAUUUCUAAUGUUUCCGCAAUUGCUUUCGUUGGUACUGUUGUUGGACAAUUAUUAUUCGGUUACAUUUCAGAUCAUAUUGCCAGAAAAGGUGGUAUGAUGAUUGCUACUGGAAUGUUAAUUGUUUUACCAGCUUUAACUGCUGCUGGUGCUUGGGGUGCUAAUGGUUCAGCUCAAGGUUUAUUCGCAGCUAUCACUACCUUCAGAUUCUUUUUAGGGGUUGGUAUUGGUGCUGAAUACCCAACUGCUUCAGUUAUUUCAUCUGAAGCUGCCCAACAAUUACCUUCAGGUCACAGAAAUAGAUAUUUCGCUUGGUUUACCAAUUUCAUGAUUGAUUUAGGUUUCGUUAUCUCCGCUUUUGCUGCUAUGGUUUGUUUAUGGAUUUAUGGUGAACGUCAUUUAAAUGCUAUUUGGAGAACUGUUGUUGGUAUUGGUUCUGUUCCUCCAUUAAUCUUAUUAUUCUUAAGAUUGAAAAUGUCUGACUCUCCAUCUUUCAAAAAAAUGAAUAUUAAACAUGCUAAAAAAGUUCCUUAUGGUGCUAUCAUCAAAUUUUAUUGGUUCAGAUUAACUAUUGUUUCAUUAAUUUGGUGGAUUUACGAUUUUUCCGCUUAUUCAUUCGGUACCUACUCAUCUUAUAUCUUAACUAAUUUAGUUACUGAUUCCGAUGGUAAUACUGAUUUAUAUAAAUCAUUCGGUUGGAAUGUUGUUUUCAAUUUAUUCUAUAUCCCAGGUGCUUUCUUAGGUGCUUUAUCAGCUGAUUAUUUUGGUCCAAGAUUAACUUGUGGUGUUGGAUUAAUUGUUCAAGCCAUUGUUGGUUUUAUUAUGGCUGCUUGUUAUGAUUCAUUAGCCGGACAAAUUGGUGCUUUCACUGUCGUUUUCGGUAUUUUCUCUACUUUAGGAGAAUUCUCAGCUGGUGAUAAUGUUGGUUUAUUAGCUUCCAAAACUUCUGCUUCAACUAUUAGAGGUGAAUAUUAUGGUAUUGCUGCUGCUAUUGGUAAAAUUGGUGCAUUCUGUGGUUCUUAUGCUUUCCCAUAUAUUAUUAGACAUUCUGAUGGUAUUAGAACUCCAGUUUAUAUUUCUGCAGCUUUAAAUGUUGUUUCUGCUAUUUUAUGUAUUUUCUUCUUACCAAGAGUUGGUCAAGAUGCUGUCGCUUAUGAAGAUGCUGCUUUCUUAGAAUAUUUAACUUCAACUGGUUAUGACAUUAACCAAUUAGGUGAUGUUCGUGUUGAUGAAGAAAGUGAACCAUCUAUCGAACAAAAGAAAGAAGAAGUCAAUGUUGAUGUUGCUUCUAAAUCUUCUAAAUAA